GUGAGUCAGUCGGCGAUGACUCGAGACAGAGAUUAGAUUAUAUUAGAUCGAUCAGAGGAAGGACAAAUGAAGGAAACCUCGGAGGGUGAGAGGACUUGAGUCGGGUGAAGGAGCUGAGAUGAUGCCAGAGCAACCUGAACCCAACCAGCUCUGCCAGAAAUAACCUUCAUGAUGGGAUUGAGCCAAGCCUCCAACGUCGAUCCAGGCAUCGGUUUGGCGGCUGCGGCGAGCAACCAUCCCAACUCCUCUGGCACCCCUUCGUCCCUCCCUCCGUCGUCCUGCAGCAUUGACGAAUCCUACAAGUACGUUUUCCUGCCCGUCUGCUACUCGCUCACCUUCCUCUUCAGCCUCACCCUCAACUCGGUGGUGCUGCUGCGCUCAUGUUGCCACCACGGCGGGGGCGGCAGCGGCCGACGCUGGAACACCUCGCUGAUCUACAUGGUGAACCUGGCCACCACCGACCUGAUGUACGGGCUGUCGCUGCCCUUCCUGGUGGCGAGCUACGUGCUGAGGGACCACUGGGUGUUCGGGGACUUCAUGUGCCGCCUCGUCCGCUUCCUCUUCUACUUCAACCUCUACUGCUCCAUCUUCUUCCUCACCUGCAUCUCCGUGCACAGGUACCUGGGGAUCUGCCAUCCGAUGAAGACCAUCACUCUGGAGAGCAAGCGGGUGGUGAAGGGGAUCUGUGCGUUGGUGUGGGUGGUGGUCUUCAUCCUCACCUGCCCCAUCUUCAGGUUCGCCCAGACAGGAUACGUCCAGCGAGGAGGGGGUGGGGUUAUGAAGCCUGGAGGGGGGUGGGAAGGCGGGAACAGUACUGGAUCUCAGGUGGAGGACAAGGAGGGAUACUUGAACUGCUGGGACGACGCCAUCGAUGAGGAGUUUCCCGACUAUGUCCCGUACGGCAUCGUCCUCCACCUGCUGGGCUUCUUUGUGCCCUUCGUCAUCAUCGCCUGGUGCUACUCUCAUGUGGUCAGGACGAUAUUUCAGACCCUGCGCUCCCCUCCCAGUUCGAUAGAGGGAGGGGAGGACGGUCCGGUGGCAGACGGGGUGACAGAAGGAGUCAGAGAGCGGGAGAGAACGUCCAUCUCCAUCUCCGGAUCGCAGUAUUCGCACUACAUCCGGCGGCGACGGAAAUCCAUUAAAACCAUCCUAACCAUCACCCUGCUGUUUGCGCUCUGCUUCCUGCCCUUCCACGUGACCCGGACGCUGUUCAUGCUCCUGCGGUGGGGGAAGCUCGGCGGCUGCAACGUCAUGAAGACCGUCUCCAUCUGCUACAAGGUCACCCGGCCGCUGGCGUCCUGCAACGCCUGGCUCAACGCCCUCCUCUACUUCCUGACAGGGGAUAAGGGCCCCCCCUGCUGCUGGCCGGCAGAACACGCCGUCCGCCGAGACCACCGGAGCGGCUCCAUCUGGUGGCCGCUGAAGAUCCUGAAGAAAGAGGGAGUGGGAGAAGAAGACCAGGAGGCCACCGAGAAGGUUGAAAGGGAGGUGCACAUCGAAAAUGAGUCCAAGUCUUCAAGGGUCAUCUUCUAGACCAGCACUUGAACAGAAACUGCUCAGUAGCGCUGGGUAUCGUUUGAAACUGAAAUCCAUAUUAGCGCUCUGGGAUGCUAUUCAAGUUUCAUUCAAAAUUUAGAGCAAAUUUUAAACGAAUUUCCAGAAUCUGCCAAGAAAAAUUAAUGCAGAUUUCCACCCACUACUGUUCUGAGCAUAUUUAUAGUGGAUGCUACUUCUCCUGUCAACAACCCGUUCUCACUCCCUAACCGUCACGUAUGGAGCAUGGUCAAGUCCGUCCGGCUGGGAGAAGCCCUCUAGUGUCAUUUUUUAACGCUAACUGUGUAUAAUAUGUAACAGAAAAGGAGGGAGUUGGGGUGGGCCAGGAACCGGACUUUCAACCAGGAG
Molecule: messenger RNA, 1902 nt
Organism: Micropterus dolomieu (smallmouth bass)
Lineage: Eukaryota; Metazoa; Chordata; Actinopteri; Centrarchiformes; Centrarchidae
Product: P2Y purinoceptor 3
Exons: 2
Coding region: 169-1533 (454 amino acids)
Biological process (GO): G protein-coupled receptor signaling pathway
Cellular component (GO): membrane
Molecular function (GO): oxysterol binding; G protein-coupled receptor activity
Source: RefSeq, a predicted model, not a curated record